Molecule: messenger RNA, 1986 nt
Organism: Sungouiella intermedia
Lineage: Eukaryota; Fungi; Ascomycota; Pichiomycetes; Serinales; Metschnikowiaceae
Source: the annotation of a GenBank genome assembly
AUGGAGCCCAUUCUCUCACAAGCUUAUGGCUACGGCUUUGCUCUAGGUAUCGGUGCUGCCUUCGCACUCUUGAUGGCUGUCAUCACUCGAGUGUUAUCAAGAUAUCUUGGACAAGUACAGAACUCUGAAAGAUUUUCCACUGCAUCCAGAAACGUCAAGUCAGGUUUGAUUGCUUCCAGUACUGUUUCGGCAUGGACAUGGCCUGCCACGCUCUUGACUUCGGGUGCAUGGUCGUAUGCUCAUGGAAUCAGUGGAGGUUUUCUCUAUGGUGUUGGAGGAACCAUCCAGAUCACGCUCUUUUUGUUUUUGGCCAUUCAAAUCAAAAGAAAGGCUCCUAAAGCUCACACAGUAUCGGAAUGUUUUGCUAUUCGUUUCGGAAAGGCGGGACACUGGUUGUUCCUCUUCUACUGUAUGAGCACCAACGUUCUCAUCUCGGCCCUUUUGCUUUUGGGUGGAUCUCAGGGCUUUGCUGCCACUACUGGUAUGCAUACUGUUGCUGCUUCGUUUCUCUUGCCUGUUGGUGUCGUUGUCUACACUGCUUUGGGAGGUUUGAAGGCUACCUUUGUUUCUGAUUGGAUCCAUACUGUCAUCAUCUAUGUCAUCUUGUUGGUCACAUGCUACACUGUUUAUUGUUCAUCAGAUCUUAUUGGAUCACCAGGAAAGAUGUAUGAUCUCUUGAAAGAGGUGGAGAAAGUCUUUCCUUCACAAACUGGCCAGAGCUACCUUUCCUUUAAAGACCAAAGCAUGAUGUUUUUGACUUGGUCUGUCUGUCUCGGAGGUCUCAGUUCCGUUUUCGGAGACCCAGGCUACUCUCAAAGAGCUAUUGCCUCUGAUGCUAAAAGUGUCUUCACUGGAUACCUCAUGGGUGGCCUUUGCUGGUGGAUUAUUCCUACUGCUCUUGGCUCUUCUGCUGGAUUGGCAUGCAGAGCCCUUCUUACCAACCCAGCCUCUGUCACAUAUCCUGAUGCCCUCACCGACUUUCAGGUGAAUGCUGGUCUUCCUGUCAUUUAUGGAAUGGCUGCCAUUUUCGGCAAGUCUGGUGCUGCCGCUGGUUUGGUCAUGCUCUUCAUGUCUGUCACCUCGGCAACUUCUGCUGAACUUAUUGCCUUUUCGUCUGUUACAACUUACGACAUCUACAGAACCUAUAUCAAACCCGACGCUACUGGUAAGCAGUUGGUAUUUGCUGCACAUGUUUCUGUCAUCUCCUUUGGAAUCAUGAUGGCUGUGGUUGCGACAGUACUUAAUUAUGUUGGUGUUACAACUGGCUGGUUAUUGAGUUUCUUAGGUAUUGUCUUGACCCCGGAGGUUAGUGCCGUUGUCUGUACGCUUUUCUGGACAAAAUUGACGAAGCCUGCACUUUUAAUCGGAUGUCCUUUGGGUACAAUUACCGGUGUUGUGUGCUGGGUGGGCUCAACUUAUCAUUUCGCUGGUGGAGUGAUCAAUAAAGAUACCGUAAUGACCACUGAAGCAACCUUCAUUGGAAAUAUUACCGCUCUUUUCUCAACUCCAAUCUACUUCGCUAUCGUGUCCUAUUUGAAGCCAGACGUCGUGCCAUACGACUUGAACAUGAUGAACAUUUCCAUCACAAUGGGGGAUGAUGUUGACAAAGAAGAGACGGAGGCAGUGGUGGUGACAGAUUCCGACAUGCAUGUUUUGAAGAAGCAGUCAUGGCUCAGUCUUCUCAUUAACAUCUUCAUCUUGGUGGGCUGCUACAUUAUUAUUCCAUGUGCUUUGUAUGCUAGUUCACACGAUUUCAGCAAGAGCUCAUUCACUGGUUUCAUUGUGGUGAUGUUGGCUUGGCUUUUGCUUGCUGCGUUGUAUAUCAUUCUUAUUCCUUUGUGGCAGGGCCGCCACUCAUUGAAGACGAUUUUCGAGCUGUUGAUUGGACGUGCUUCUCCUGCUCCAGUAGUCAAUGAGACUACCAGCAUUGGAACUGAUGCCUCCGCUGUGGAGGAAGUUAAAGAGGAGCACUUGUACAAGAAAUAA